Messenger RNA from Acanthoscelides obtectus, 534 nucleotides. The record is from the annotation of a GenBank genome assembly. Lineage: Eukaryota; Metazoa; Arthropoda; Insecta; Coleoptera; Chrysomelidae.
AUGGCAGGAACAGGAGUUCCGCCAAUCAACAUCGAGGGCACCGCUGAUUGGUCAUCCUUGAGUAGGAUGAUGAACAGCAAGGGGAUUCAAUUCUCCAAAGCGAGGACGGCGGGUACCAGUGUGAAGGUAUUCACAAAUACACCAGCUGACUACCGUCAGCUGGUCGCACUGCUGGAAUCCAUCAAGCGGCCCUUCUUCACCUAUCAACUGAAGGAGGACAGGAUGGACCAGAGGGUCAUUCGUGGGCUACCCAGAGAGAUGUCAGUCAAUGACAUCAAAGAGGAUCUAGUGAGCCAAGGCAUCGCAGACGCCGAGGUUCAGCAGAUGACCUCAAGGACCACAAAGAAGCCACUUCCGCUCUUCCUCGUCAAGACGAAGAUGCUGGAAAAGCUUGCAGAGAUCCAGAGGCUGGCCAUGCUCACGGUCAGCUUCGAGAGGAAGAAAAAGUCUUCCGAGCCCAGCCAAUGUUACCGCUGCCAGCGGUACGGGCACACACAGCGGAACUGUCGUCUCGCUGAACGGUGCGUUAAGUGA